AUGUCGUCCCCCGUCGUGAUCGAUUGGUCUAAAGUCGACAACCCUGAUCUCGUAUUCCAGAGAUAUCCUAGCCGUAGAUCCGUCGUCUAUGGCACUAAAGGAGUGGUGUCUUCUUCCCAGCCUUUAGCUACAGAAGCGGGAUUGGAGAUCUUGAGGAAAGGAGGAAAUGCAGCCGAUGCAGCUGUUGCGACAUCUGCCGCGUUAAAUGUUACUGAACCUAGCUGCUGUGGGAUCGGCGGGGACGCGUUCUGUUUGUUUUAUGAUGCUAAGACGAAGGAAGUGAAGGCUCUCAAUGGUUCUGGUCGAGCCCCUGCAAACCUGAGCAUUGACUACUUGCUCGCUCGUGGUGUGAAAAGUCGAAUUCCCCUCACGGACCUUAAUUCUGUAACAGUUCCUGGGACCGCCGCCGCCUGGCUAGACACUAUUGAGAAAUUUGGAAGUGGAAAAGUUACCGCCGCUGAUGUUUUUGCACCGGCGAUUCGCUUGGCUGAAGAAGGAGUGCCAGUGUCAGAAAUCCAUAGUUGGGGAUGGAAACGCUCUGAGGAAUUGAUCAAGAAUGCUUCUCCCAACGGAGAUGAGAUGCUUCUGAACGGAAGAGCCCCACGUCCCGGCGAAGUAGUCCGGUUGCCCAACCUCGCGGCGACCUUCAGGGAGCUCGUGGCUCAUGGAAAGGAUGGUUUUUACAAGGGCCGUGUCGCUCGAGCCAUCGUCGAUCUCAUAAAAUCGAAAGGUGGUGUGAUGGAGUUAGACGACCUUGCCAAACACACUACCUCCAUCGUUGAGCCCAUCAAGUAUACCUAUGCCCAAGAUGUCACUAUUUACGAGUGCCCUCCUAACGGACAAGGAAUAACCGCCCUCCUUGCCCUUGGGAUUCUCGAAAACAUCCAAGAACAAGGCCUUUCAAGACAAUUACUCGAAAUGGAACAUAACUCCCCUGAAUAUCUUCACACCUUGAUCGAGGCUUUACGCCUGGCCUUUGCAGAUAGCCAAUACUACGUGACCGAUCCUGACGUUGAGCAUGUUCCCGUGGACGAACUUCUAAACAAGGAGUACCUCGCCACCAGAGCCAGACUUUUUAGUGCAGCAGGAACCAGCACAGUUGUACACGGAAACCCGGUCCACUCAUCGGACACAGUUUAUUUCUCCGUGACUGACCAGUGGGGUAACGCCUGCAGCUAUAUCCAAAGUAAUUACGCUGGUUUCGGAACUGGAGCCGUCCCAAAGGGAUGUGGGUUUACUCUCCAAAACAGAGGAUCGGGCUUUGUCCUCGAGAGGAACCACCCAAAUGCGUUGAAGGGUGGAAAGCGGCCAUAUCAUACUAUCAUCCCUGCACUUGCGACCAGAGAUGGCGAAUUGUUUCUGAGUUACGGUGUCAUGGGCGGUUUCAUGCAGCCACAAGGACACGUCCAGGUUCUGCUCAACAUUCUGCGCGGGUUCUCUCCUCAAGCAGCCCUCGACGCUCCUCGGUUCUGCAUAUCCGCUGGUACACCAGACGCCGAAGACAAGUCAACUGGUUCAGCUGGAGAUGUCAAUAGCGAGGUAUAUUUCGAGUCCGAGUUUCCGAAGGAAACGGUUGAGGCUCUACGAGCAAUGGGGCAUGACGCUAGGGUAGUCGAUGGUUUUAAUCGCGGGUUAAUGGGUCGUGGACAAGUCAUCCAGAAGGUCAAGAAUGACUCUGGACGCUUGGUCUGGGCGGCAGGGUCAGACCCUCGAGCGGAUGGACACGCAGCAGCCCAGAUUUAG
This is a messenger RNA of Cyclocybe aegerita, 1743 nucleotides long. Lineage: Eukaryota; Fungi; Basidiomycota; Agaricomycetes; Agaricales; Hemipholiotaceae. The record is from the annotation of a GenBank genome assembly.